CAGGAACGCUGGGUGCGAGCUCUGCGAGCCUCGGUUCGAAGACGAGAGGCAUGGAGAAUAGUUAUUCCUCAGCCUUCUAUUUCGAAAUCCCAGAUUUUAACAUCUAUGAAAAUCAGCCGGUGGGGAGGGGCGUCGUGCCUGCUGCCAUCCAGGACCAGGGAACCCUGGAGAGGUCCAGGACAAUGGAGAUGCUCUUUACCAAAAGAGACAUCCCAGAGGCCCCGGAGGAGGAGGAGGAGUCUGAGGGUCCCUCCAGGGAGCAGGACCUGAAGGAGACCUACAUCCAGCUGGUCCAAGGAGUGCAGGAGUGGCAGGAUGGCUGUGUGUACCGAGGGGACUUCGGGCUGGACAUGAAGCUGGGGCAUGGUGAAUUCUCUUGGCCCACGGGCGAGACUUACCGUGGGCAGUGUUAUCGCGACCACCGCCAUGGGCUGGGCACCUACCUGUGGCCCGACGGCUCCAGUUUCACCGGCAUGUUUUACCUGAGCUACCGAGAAGGCUACGGCACCAUGUUCCAGAAGACCAGGCUCUUCCAGGGGCUGUACAAAGCAGACCAGCGGUUCGGGCCGGGCAUUGAGACCUACCCCGACGGCAGCCAGGACAUCGGGCUAUGGUUUCGGGGACAGCUCAUCAAGCUCUGCACGGAGGUCCCCGGCAGCUUCUCCAUACACAACUACCCCGAGUACUCGGGCUUCCUCACGCACGCUCCUGCUAGAAUCAGCCUCUCAGGCGAGGAGAAGACGGAGUGGGGCCUGCUUGAGGAGCAUGACCCCUUUUUCUAUGACUAUAAGCGAUUUCUUCUGAAUGAUGACCUAACCCUGCCUCCAGAAAUGUACAUCUACUCGACCGACAACAGCCACCUGCCCAUGACCGCCUCUUUCCGCAAAGAAUUAGAUGCCCAGAUCUUCCUUAAUGAUAUCCCUCCGUUUGUUGAGGAUGGAGAGCCAUGGUUUAUAAAAAAUGAGACCCCCUUGAUGGUCAAAAUCCAGAAGCAAGCUUACAAGUACAGGAACAAGAAGGCUCACACCAGCUGGAACAUGGGUGCCAUCUUGGAGGGGGACCGGAGAAGCUUUGCACGUCGUGGGCCCAGGGAGAGGCUUGCCGAGGGCAUGAUCCUUAGGGCCAGGGAAGGGAACUAUGACUGGAUCUACGGGAUCCUCAGGGAUGGCCUUGCCAGCGCCGACGUGGCCGAUGCCAAGGGCUACACCGUCCUCGCCGCGGCCGCUGUUCACUGUCACAACAACAUCGUCAACCUUCUGCUGGACAAUGGGGCCGACGUGAACAAGUACACAGACGAGGGCCUCACGGCACUCAGCAUGUGCUUCCUUCUAUACUACCCAUCCCAGUGCUUCAAGCCCAACAUUGCUGAGAGGACAGAGCCCAAGCCCCAGGAAGCCUCAAAUAUGCCAGGAACUCCCAACCAUGUCUUCUCAUUCCCCGAAGUGGCCAAGGAAUUUGUGUAUUUAGAGGAAUUGGUGCCCAGCCUGGGCAGCCAGGAGCAGAAGUCCACUGUGUCGGGCAGCGAGGAGGACCGCCUGUCUGCGGGCACCCAGCUGUCUCAGGAAUCCCCUGAGCUGGGGAGCAACCCUCAGAAGUGGGACCUUCUGUCACCGCGGGACAGCAUCAGUGACCUAGAGAAAGAGGUAGAUGGUGUGGUCAGGAGUCUGGACGGGCACACACUGGGCAGCCAGGAGACGACCUUCGAGUCCAGCAUCUGUGUGCACAACUACUCCAUCACGCUGUCCCAGGACCUCCUGCAGAAGAGUGCCCGGGCCCACAGCAUGCUGAAGACCUCCUCCUUCAGUGCCCCUGGCGCCACAAAUGGUACCAUGAGGAAGAUGGCACAGGCCAUGACCGAACACAGGAACAGGUGGCAGACCAUCAAGCUUCUGCUGCACCGGGGCGCGGACCCCAACCUGUGCCGCGUGCCCAUGCAGGCCCUGUUCUUUGCCGUCAAGGCCGGGGACGUGGCCGGGGUGAAGCUGCUGCUGGAGAACAGGGCCAGGACGGACAUCCAGCUCCCUAUUGAGCUGAGGGCCCUCACCCCCCUGCACAUCGCAGCUGCCCUUCCCGGGGAGGAGGGUGUCAAGAUAACGGAGCUGCUGCUCCAUGCUGUCACGGAUGUGGACGCCAUGGCUGCCGACCAGGACGACACGUACAAGACCGGCAAGCUAGACCUGUUGCCUUCAAGCCUGAAGCUCAGCAACGAACCAGGCCCGGCCAGCAUCUACCACAGCAAGCCCAUGGCCCCACCGGUUGAGGGGGGCAGGACGGCUCUGCACGUGGCCUGUGAGCGGGAGGACAACGACAAGUGUGCCAGAGACAUAGUCCGGCUCCUCCUCUCCCACAAGGCGAACCCCAACAUGCUGUGGAGUGGCCACUCCCCACUCUCCCUGUCCAUUGCCAGCGGAAAUGACCUGAUUGUGAAGGAGCUUCUGUCCCACGGAGCUGACCCCAACCUGCUGCUGACCAAAGGCUUAGGCAGCGCCCUGUGUGUUGCCUGUGACCUCACCUAUGAGCACCAGAGGAGCAUGGAUAGCAAGCUGGCCCUGAUUGAUCGGCUCAUUCAUCAUGGGGCUGACAUCCUGAACCCCGUGACGCUCAUGCAGGGGGACAGGGUGGCUGUGGGCACGGCUGUCGACUAUGGGUAUUUCAAAUUCUACCAGGACCGGAAGAUCGCCCACUGCCCCUUCCACAUGCUAAUGCCAGCCGAGCGGGAGCUGUUCCUGGCCCGCAAGAGGCUCCUGGAAUAUAUGGGCUUCCAGCUGCGCCGCGCUGUCUUUGCCAAGGAGAGUCAGUGGGAUCCGAAGCUGCUGACCCUGAGCAAGAAAGUGGAGCUGACCCCCUACCAGAGGCUGAAGCGGAAAAGCACCAGCCCAUCCAAGUCGCUGCGUGCCGAGGAGCAGGAGAUGAUUCCCUUCUUCAAGUUCUGCUCCCAGUGUGGCCGCUCCGUGGGUGUGCGCCUGGUUCCCUGCACCCGCUGCUACGGGAUCCUGACCUGCAGCAAGUCCUGCAAGACCAGGGCAUGGGGCGACUUCCACAAGCGGGACUGCUGCUCCCUGUCGGUCAUUGGGAAAACAGAAUCAGCUGUGUUCACAAAGAACUUCCAGAAGUCCUCAAAACACCUGGGCAAGAAGGCGAGCCAGAAGCCUGAGCCCCCAAAGCCACCAGGCCGGCCGAAAAACUACUCCACAUACAACCAGGAAUGAGUGUCUGGUGAUCCACGUGUUCCGUGGACUCUGGAGGCUGUGUCCCAGCCCGCCCAGGGAGGGAGGCCGUCCCCCCACCCCCACCCGCUGGGAGGAGUUGGACCACCCUGCCAUCCCCUGGCUUUAGGGUGGGCAGGCUGGUGAGCCCCUGGUCA
Molecule: messenger RNA, 3364 nt
Organism: Lontra canadensis (Northern American river otter)
Lineage: Eukaryota; Metazoa; Chordata; Mammalia; Carnivora; Mustelidae
Gene: ANKMY1
Product: ankyrin repeat and MYND domain containing 1
Exons: 18
Coding region: 51-3209 (1052 amino acids)
Molecular function (GO): protein binding
Source: RefSeq, a predicted model, not a curated record